Molecule: messenger RNA, 621 nt
Organism: Alternaria metachromatica
Lineage: Eukaryota; Fungi; Ascomycota; Dothideomycetes; Pleosporales; Pleosporaceae
Exons: 1
Coding region: 1-621 (206 amino acids)
Source: RefSeq, a predicted model, not a curated record
AUGCAACGCGAUUUCCUCUCCCCAGGCGGCUACCUCUCCUCGCAAGGCUACUCCCUAUCACGUUUCGAGCCACUGAUCCCCCGCAUCACAUCGCUACUAUCUACAUUCCGCCGCGCAGGCUUCCCCGUCGUACACACACGGGAAGGUCAUGAUCCCUCGCUAGCAACAGUCAGCAGUAGAGAAGCACAUCGGAGUCGGGUCAACGGCGCAGAAAUAGGGAGCCAGGGUCCGUUAGGCCGCCUGCUGAUUCGCGGUGAAGAAGGGCAUGAGAUUAUUGAAGAGUUGAGGCCGACGGAGGGAGAGCUGGUUAUCGAUAAGCCCGGGCGAGGGGCGUUUGCGCAUACAGAACUUGACAUGAUGUUGAGAGCGAAGGGGGUGAAGAAUCUGGUGGUUUGUGGGGUCACGGCGGAUGCGUGUGUGAGUAGUACGGUGCGGGAGGCAAGUGACAGGGGGUUUGAUGUGCUGGUUGUGGAGGAUGGCGUGGAGAGUGUUAGUGAAGAGUUGAAGAGGUGGAGUUUGGAGAGUGUUAGGGUUGAGGGAGGGUUGUUUGGGGUGACGGGAUGCUGUAAAGAGGUGGAGGAGGCGGUGGGGAGCUGGAUACAAAAUGGGAAUGACAGUUGA